This is a messenger RNA of Tripterygium wilfordii, 960 nucleotides long. RefSeq lists its product as uncharacterized. The transcript has a single exon. Gene Ontology annotation, molecular function: aspartic-type endopeptidase activity. The coding region runs from base 1 to 960 and encodes 319 amino acids. The record is from RefSeq and is a predicted model, not a curated record. NCBI's taxonomy places the organism in Eukaryota, Viridiplantae, Streptophyta, Magnoliopsida, Celastrales, Celastraceae. Gene Ontology annotation, biological process: proteolysis.
AUGGCGGAUUAUCCUCAACUUGAGCGAGGAGGACAGCAGGAUCAGUACUUACCAGCACCGCCAACUCGUUCGGCCCUCCCUGCACCCCCUACGACAUCUACACCAUCAGGGAGAGGACGACCACCGGCUAGGCAGCAGCAGCAGCAGACUUUGACUCAGGGGCGAGCAUUUGCUCUUACUCACCAGACAACACCAGAGCAUCCGAACUUUGUUGGGGGUACGUUCCUUGUUUCAAAUUGUUGGGCUAGAGUGUUAUUUGAUUCGGGUGCUACUAGUUCCUUUAUUACAUCUUCAUUUGCAUUGGCUUUGGGGUUAGAGGUGAGACCGAUGAGGCGAACAAUAGUGGUAGACUCACCGUUCGGACAGUUCACCCGUAUUCAGGGCAAUUGCAUAUGCAUGUGUCGGUUUGGUGAUAUCGAGUUGACCGCUAAUUUGUAUGUUCUUGACUUCCAAGAUUUUGAUGUAAUCUUGGGGGUAGAUUGGUUGACAGAGCAAAAAGCAGUUUUAAACUUUUGGGAAAGGAGGAUUACAUUAAAUUCGCAUGGUGGGGUGGUGAUUCAAUUGAGGGGAUCGAGGGGUGUUCCUUGUCCAUAUUUUUUUGCCAACCCCUCCUACGCUGAUUGUUCAGUGGUGAGUUUGACUACUUCUACACCUAGUGGCAAGGUGAUUGCCCCGACACUUGUAGUGAAGGAGUUCAUGGAUGUUUUUCAUGAGGAUUUGCCAGGUCUACCUCCACGGAGGGAGAUAGAGUUUGUCAUAGAUUUGCUUCCAGAUACGAAGCCAAUUUUGCUUGCUCCGUAUCGGAUGGCUCCAGCAGAGUUGAGGGAGUUGAAGGUACAAUUGGAGGAUUUGGAGAAAAAGAAAUUUAUUAGACCGAGUGUUUCACCGUGGGGAGCACCGGUGUUAUUUGUGAAUAAGAAUGAUGACACAUUGCAUAUGUGGUGCAUUGAUUAUCGAUAG